AUGGCGGAGUUUUUAACUCAUGAUUACAUCCCAGCUGGCUGUCUGCUCAUUGACAGAGAUCAGCAUCCCUUGCUGUCAAGAACGCCGGACCUUAUUAACGACCAACAAUGGUACUUCUUUACCAGGAAAUCCGAUAACUUGGCGGUAGCCCUACGCUUGCCAACGGAACUCCAGAAUAUCCUCCUUGGAACUCCUACGCUAGUGUCAUUCACCACGCUAUGGGCACAAGGAUGGAUUCAACUAGCAUACGCCACACAUCCAGUGUCAAUCAGCCCACAGUGUCACGGAAGGGUUCGCGUGUAUGUGCUUCCUCACGAUGUUAACAGGGGCACACACUCGCCACGAAGCGAGCUGACCAGAAUGAUGCCCACUCUCCUUCGCCAUUUGGAGUACUCCCAGGAAUGUUGGCAAGGAAAAAAUGUCUACCCGCCUCUAACCCACCCAACCCACACUGGACCUGGCAUGUCAAGCGGUUGUGAUAGCUCGCUUCUUACUUUAUUCAACAACAUCCCUUCCCCUGAUCCUCAUCCAGAGAAAGCAUCAGAUACCGACCUUCGGUGGGCAAUGCAAUGUCUCCUAGAGAGCCAUAUACCCGGCUUAGUUACGACUCUUUAUCCUUAUCAGGGCAGAUCAGCCGCACUCAUGCUUCAACGUGAGAUAGAGCCAGGUAGGGUCAUAGAUCCCCGGCUUCGUCCCGUACUUGACCAGUCGGGUCAACCCUGGUACUACGAUGAGGUGUCUGGCCUCGUCCUGAAGGAGCCAAGGUUUUACGACGGGGCUCGUGGCGGAAUUUUAGCUGAAGAAAUGGGCACUGGGAAAACACUGAUAUGUCUUGCCCUGAUUCUAAGCACAAAGUCUGAGCCGUCUAAGCCUCCAGACCCCUUCAUAGCUGAAACAUCUCCUCGCCAUCGUAUUGGGAGCUUGAUGGACAUGGCGGCAGCAGCAGCAAGGUAUGCAUCAAUAUCUGCCAUACCGUGGAAACCAUACUUUGAAGCUUGUGCUGCACAACUUGGCUACGAAUAUCGAAACUGUAUAGAAGCCCUAACAAGACCUGAGAACCGGGCUCUGUACAAAGUCAGGAAUACAAUGGUUGAACCCAGACGAAGCAAUCGGCUUGCACCCCGCGAGAUUCCGUCGAGAGAAGUAUUUCUAAGCCAUUUAACUCUUGUCAUUGUCCCCACCAAUCUCGUCAAGCAGUGGCAGAACGAAAUCAACAAACAUACGACGGGCUUGAGUGUUUUGGUGGUCGUGAAUCAAGAUCCAAUUCCUCCGGUGGCCGAUUUAUUACCCUACGACGUGAUACUCUUCUCUGAAUCUCGCUUCGAACGUAUCCACAAGGAGCGGUUAACCGGCGAAGGCCCGCUACUCAACAUUUACUGCCCGCUUGAAGAUAUCCGUUUUAAGCGAUGUAUCAUUGACGAAGGACAUAAACUUGGCAAUGGAAGUCGUGCUUGGAAGAAUGACGUGAUGAGGGUCGUUGAACGGCUUGAAAUUUCUUCUUAUUGGGUAGUCACCGGAACGCCAUCUCGUGGUUUGUAUGGUUUACAAUCUCAGAAUCAUACGGAAGUUUCUACCAACGCGAUUGCACAAAAACAAGAACAAGAGGAUCUUCAACGUAUUGGAAAUCUUGCAGCGAAGUAUCUCAAAGUUCGGCCCUGGGCCAAUGGAAAAAACGAGGCUGGCGAUAGUGUCGCCGACUGGGCUACAUACGUUAAAGGGCAUGACCGAAAGGACUGUCUGAUCAACACGCUCAAUUCGUUAGUUGUUCGUCAUCGCCUCAAUGAUGUGAACGCAUUACUACCCCCAGUUGAUGAGAAAGUUAUAGUGCUGGACGGGUCUUUCCAAGACCAGCUAUCCCUCAACCUUUUUUCUAUGAUGAUCAUAUUCAACUCGGUCCAAUCUCAAAGAACUGAUAUGGACUACUUUUUCCACGAGCGCCAGAGGAAGAGCUUAGCUCAGCUCGUAAAGAACUUGAGACAAGCGAGUUUCUUUGGCGGCGUAUUUUUUUCUGUGGAGGAUAUUGCCAAGGCCGUGACGACUGCUGAAGAGUUUUUAGAGAAAAAGGCAGUUCCUAUCAGCUCCCAAGAUGACAACCUCCUCUGUCAAGCUAUUGAAUUUGGCAAGAAAGCAGCCCAGAAUCGUCUCAAAGAUGUUAGCAACCGUUUUCAUUCAAUGCCAAUUUAUGUACAAGACUUUCCGGGUGGUAGGGGAAAAUCCUGGUCUUUGGACGAUGAAGAAAAUGAGGAAGGGCUUGUGUGUACUGACGCAGGGUUGAUACUUUCGCUUCAGAACUUUUUAAAUCCAUGUAUUGAUGCCCCGACUUCUCUUCAGCUUAUGAUAGAUAGGGGUAGCUUGGACCAACAAGGGAUGUGUGAGCGGUCACAAGCGCUAGCGGCGGCCUCUGAUGCUGGUGAAGGUAUAUCAAGUCGAACUACGCAAACAACCGCCGUACUAGCCGGUAACACACCACUUGGUGGCGAUUACCAUACGACACUCAAAUCAAAGAAAUUUGAAGACAUAACUGCUGGUGACCUUCAGCAACAUUUACAGGAAAGCGCUAACCCACCAGGUAACUUUGAAGUUGCGAAACCCCUUGCAAAAACACGAAUUAUUUCCACAGUUUCGGCAAAGCUGUCAUAUCUAAUUGAUCAAAUCAUUAAGCACCAAGACAACGAACAGAUCCUCAUUUUCUAUGACAAUGACAAUGUAGCUUUUUACCUUGCCAGUGUUCUUGAGAUUCUCCAAAUCCAGCAUUUGAUAUAUUCAAGAGUUGGCCUAAGCGCAGAGAGACGCGCACAAUAUGUUGCAACGUUCACGAACAGCCCCAACUUCCGUGUAUUAUUGAUGGAUAUUAGUCAAGCUGCAUUCGGUCUUGACAUGCGGAGUGCUUCGCGAAUAUACUUCAUAUCGCCGGUAUUAAACCCGCAAAUUGUGGCACAGGCGAUCGGAAGAGCUCGUCGGAUUAGCCAACAAAAGCCUGUUUCAGUCGAGACGUUGGUUCUGCGAAACAGUAUUGAGGAAAUCAUGAUGGACCGUCGAGAACACAUGACGCAGGCCGAACACACCAGGAUUAAAAACGUGUUGGACGAUAGGAAGAUCAAGGAAUGGAUUCGUAACCCCAAGAUCUAUCCCAUGGCUGAUGUACAGGACGGCUUAGCACAGACGGCCUUGUUGUCAUCACCACAGUAUGUGUUCGGUAGAGGCUUCGGACGAGCCUCCCUCGAUCCUGAUGAGGGACUGAUAACAACCAGCCCAGUGGCCGAGAUAACCACUACUAGCCCCACGAAAUAUCAAGAUGGCGACGCCGCUAUUCCGUUCCAAAUCAACAGGGGAAUUAAGCGGGCAUUAAGCCCCCAUCGAACUGAGUUUACAAAUACAAAACCUUCCAAUGGAGUGGCAGUCCCCGAGCGUCCCAUCAAAGUCCGCGCACGGGUUGCUUGGGUAGACCAAGAAGUGUAA
This is a messenger RNA of Xylaria bambusicola, 3459 nucleotides long. RefSeq names its product SNF2 family N-terminal domain-containing protein. Lineage: Eukaryota; Fungi; Ascomycota; Sordariomycetes; Xylariales; Xylariaceae. Bases 1 to 3459 code for a protein of 1152 amino acids. The transcript has 5 exons. Gene Ontology annotation, molecular function: ATP binding; ATP-dependent chromatin remodeler activity. The record is from RefSeq and is a predicted model, not a curated record.